AUGUCUCAACACGGUAGUCGCCAGCUGAUUGCGAGCAUUAUCCAUCUACACGGGAACACAACCGUUGCACUAUUGUUUUGCUCUCGGAAUGCAGGAUUCAGCAAAAACAUGAUCCACACUUUGCGCGCUUCACGGGUGUCUGACCGAGAAGGAGAGGUUCAAGACCGUCUGAUUCGGAACUGUGUACAACCACAGCAUUCCGACGCAGAAAGCGCCUCCGUCUGCGACCUACUUCUACGGCACUGCCGGUCGACCUCUGAGCACGAUGUCCAAACAAGUGAACAGAGUGAUGGUCCCGCGAGGAUCCCCAUGAGUCACUUUGCCGUAUGGCAAGCACUACGCUGCUCCUGUCUUCAAGGAAAGAAACGUACUUUCGAGACUCUUUGCGCACUUGGCGUUGAUGUUCAAGCAGCGGACGUGGCAGCGCAGCAGCAACAGAAAGGAAGCCUUGUGCACGCCGCGGCAGUGGGAGGUUCACAGUCGAUCAUUCAGAGGCUCCUCGACGACUAUCAUCUGAGCCCGGAAGGUCUCACAACAAAUUCAAAUCACAAUGAGCCUGUCCAUCUUGCUGCGGCACACGGUCGUACUCAUGCAUUGCUGCAAUUAAUCAAUCGAGGCGUAUCCAUUGACACACGAGACCGGCAUGGUAGGACUCCGCUUUUCCAUGCUGCUGUCAAUGGGCAUCUAUCAACUGUGAAGGCCCUUGCUGAGUCUGGCGCUCGCAUCCAGGUGACCGACUACGACGGCAUUUCACUCAUCGAAGAAGUCACUAGGCGAGCUCGAAUUAGAGACGGCCAAGGUCGGCAGGCGCUCGCAGAGUAUCUGCAACAUAUGCUCCAGCAACGGAAGGAAGAGGACGGAGCUUGCUCCUAACAUGAAAACCGAGACGGUGUUCAAUGGUUAUCGUAGGCGUGAACAUCUGAAUGGAAGCUCACCAUCCUUGCGUAGCAAGAUGGCUCCGCUGCAUUCCUGCGCAAAACCGGUAUAUUAUAGUGGUGUGGUGACGCAGACAAAAGAGUGGAAGGAGGGUAGCCACGCUGCCAUGUCUGAAACAUGUGUCGGUUCACGACGCAGAGACAUCCGUCGCUUGUUAAAAUGUAUUGGCAAAAAGUGCUUUUGAUAAAACGAGCCGCUCCACCCCAAACACGCCAGUGAAAUGCGCAUCCACAGGCGUAAGAUGAAAUUUGAACUUUCUUCCCUUCGAACCACAUAGAGUUCGCGUGUUCGCAUUAUGAGAUUGAGCAAAACGUUUAGUUCCGUGGGUAAGCGUAUGACACGGAU
Toxoplasma gondii ME49 is the source of this 1281-nucleotide messenger RNA. RefSeq names its product ankyrin repeat-containing protein. The coding region runs from base 1 to 873 and encodes 290 amino acids. NCBI's taxonomy places the organism in Eukaryota, Apicomplexa, Conoidasida, Eucoccidiorida, Sarcocystidae. The record is from RefSeq and is a predicted model, not a curated record. The transcript has 4 exons. Gene Ontology annotation, molecular function: protein binding.